AUGACUGACACUCCGAGAUCCGAGAGCCAGACCAGGUUCAGCACGCCCGUAUCUGACCUGAACGACCACCGCAACCAGCCUCUAUCUCUCCCGCGUGCCGAAGCAAACUCGCCCCCCAGAUCGCGCCGACCUACAUUUGCAAGCGCCCAUGGCCAGGACCACCCCGACAUCCUCCUCCAAGUCAACCAAGCCCUCGAGGCAGACAUCACUCGACGCGACUUUGAAAGCGCCGUGGUAGACGAUGACCAGCACUUGGCUCCUGAUGCCUAUGUUCGCCGCGGUUCGCUAGCCCACGACCCCCGGGCCCGACGAGACACAUUCCGACGCCCUCGCGACCUUGCUGUCGAGCGCCUGUCUAGGAGCAGGGAUUCGUCUACCAGUUCGCGAUCUGUCUCUCCCCCCAACUCGGUUGAUGCAUUUGCCGGGCCUCGUCGCCGUGACCGAGCCAACACUCUUCAGAGCCAUGCCGACUCAGAGACCGACCUUGCCUUGCAUAGAACCAUGUCUCGCACCACCGCGCGCCGCGCAACCAUCAGCGACGAGCGCCCCGAGGAAUUGCACACCGACGCAGCAUCUGCGCACAGCUCUGCCGAGGAGGAUGUUUGCUUCCCUGUUUCCGAGGACCCUGGCAAGACCACCAGGUUUGACUAUGAAGAGUUGGAAGAGUUUGUUGCAGAGGCUCAAAGCAAGACACCUAUUGGCCAGCCUCUACGCCACAAGGCGAGUGUAGCCUCUCGCCUCUCCGCAAAGCCCAAGGUCUUCUCCGAUCUUCGUCCCAAGUCGAGCCAAUCCACCACGCCCAAGACGGCAGACGACAUUACGAGCCUGAAGGAUGUCGACCCUGCGAUCCAGGAAAAGCUUGCAGAAGAAGGUCUUUCUCACGUCUUUACCGAGAAGCAUGUGCCCGAAGCCAAGGUCAAUCGAUGGACCUUCUUCUCCUCUGAGAUGGAUGACACGAUUCAUGCAGCCGAGCUUGGAGGGCUUCUCAUGCCUGGUGAACGCUUCCGCGAUCUGUUUGACACACCAUCAGAUGGCGGCGUCUGGUGGCUCGACAUGGUCAACCCAACAGAAGAGGAAGUGUUUGCCAUUUCAAAGGCUUUUGGAGUGCAUCCUCUUACUCGUGAAGAUAUUUGCAUCCAAGAGCCACGCGAGAAGGUGGAGUUGUUUCACCAGUACUACUUUGUCUCGUUCCGUUCCUUUUUCCAGGCCGACAAGGAGUCUGAGGAAUACUUGGAGCCCGUCAACUUCUACGCGGUAGUGUUCAAGGAGGGCAUCCUGACAUUUACCUUUUGCGAAAGCCCCCACACGCUCAACGUUCGUAAGCGUAUCAGUCGGCUCCGUGACUACAUCAACCUCAACGCCGACUGGAUCUGCUACGCCCUCAUCGACGACAUUGUGGACAGCUUCGCUCCUGUAAUCCGAAGCAUCGAAGAUGAGGCUGACGCGAUUGAGGACCAAGUGUUUAUUGCGCGCAUAGAGGACUCGCGUGAGAUUCUCCGCUCAAUUGGCGACUGCCGCAAGCGAGUAAUGCAGCUGCUGCGUCUAUUGGGAGGCAAGGCAGAUGUCAUCAAGGGCUUCGCCAAGCGUUGCAACGAAUCCUACAGUGUGGCGCCCCGAGGUGACGUGGGCAUCUACCUCAGCGAUAUCCAGGAUCACGUCGUCACGAUGAUGUCCAACUUGGCUCACUUUGAGGAAAUGCUCAGCCGCGCGCACUCCAACUACCUGGCGCAGAUUUCCGUGGACCAGGUCAUCCAGGGCAACGAUAGCAACGCUACCCUGCAGAAGGUGACUGUAAUUGCAACGAUUCUGGUUCCGCUCAACCUGAUCUGCGGUCUUUUUGGCAUGAACGUCAAGGUGCCAGGACAGGACGGCAGUCUAGCCUGGUUCUUCAGCAUCAUUGGGGUCAUUUGCCUCUUUGUUUCGGUCUGCUUACUUGUAGCGAGGAGGAUGCGAUACAUCUAG
Messenger RNA from Bipolaris zeicola 26-R-13, 1962 nucleotides. RefSeq lists its product as uncharacterized. Gene Ontology annotation, biological process: intracellular magnesium ion homeostasis; magnesium ion transmembrane transport. The record is from RefSeq and is a predicted model, not a curated record. NCBI's taxonomy places the organism in Eukaryota, Fungi, Ascomycota, Dothideomycetes, Pleosporales, Pleosporaceae. The coding region runs from base 1 to 1962 and encodes 653 amino acids. Gene Ontology annotation, cellular component: plasma membrane. Gene Ontology annotation, molecular function: magnesium ion transmembrane transporter activity. The transcript has a single exon.